Molecule: messenger RNA, 2685 nt
Organism: Calidris pugnax (ruff)
Lineage: Eukaryota; Metazoa; Chordata; Aves; Charadriiformes; Scolopacidae
Gene: FTO
Product: fat mass and obesity associated
Exons: 10
Coding region: 77-1609 (510 amino acids)
Biological process (GO): regulation of multicellular organism growth; DNA alkylation repair; RNA repair
Molecular function (GO): broad specificity oxidative DNA demethylase activity; ferrous iron binding; mRNA N6-methyladenosine dioxygenase activity
Source: RefSeq, a predicted model, not a curated record
GGCGGGAGCUGCGCGUGGAGGAGGGCGCCUCCCGCCGCGUGCCGCUUGAGGGGGGGCGCGCGGCUGAGGCGGCGCCAUGAAGAGGAGAGCGGGGGAGUGGGAGAAAGAAUGGAAGAAAAAAAAGCUUCUUGAAGAACUUGGAGAGAAUAGACUUCCAUAUGUGACACCAGCCGAUGCUGAUUUCCAUCAAUUGUGGAAGACCAAAUAUUCCAAGCUGAUUUUUGGAAAAUCUGACACGAUACCUGAAGAACUCCAUGAAAUGGUACAAGAAGGCUUUCUGACCUUGCGAAAACAUGAAUGUUUCUUUCAAGAUCUUGUAAGAAUCAAAGGAAAAGAUUUUGUUACCCCAGUGUCUCGUAUAUUAAUUGGAAAGCCAGGAUGCACUUACAAGUACUUGAACACAAGAUUAUUUACAGUUCCUUGGCCUACUGAAGGUUAUGAUAUAAAUUAUUGCAGUCCUGAAAUACAUGAUGCUUGUAAAGCAUUAAUCAGACUUAAUGACUACUUGCAUAUUGAAGCAGUCAAGGCAUUGCAAGGACAAAAUCUGUUUGAGACCAAAGAAAUUAAAGAUACUGCUGUCAUAGAUAGAGAACAAAAUUUUGCUACUUCUCCUACGGAGAAAGGGUCUGUUUCAGAAGAUCAAAGCAGUUGUUGUGUACCAGAGGAUGACUACAUAAGUCUCAAGAGCAGAACAUCUUAUAACUUGACUCUGUUAAAUUAUAUGGAUCCCCUGCAAAUGCUGUACUUGAAACAAGAACCUUAUUUUGGAAUGGGGAACAUGGCAGUGAGCUGGCACCACGACGAGAAUCUGGUUGAAAGGUCAACGGUUGCCGUGUACAGUUACAGCUGUGAAGGUUCAGCUGUGGAAGAAACUAAUGAACAAAAACCGAAGGGACGAGACCCAGCUGUUUGGCAUGUAGGCUUGAAGGUGGCAUGGGACAUAGAGACACCUGGCUUAGCAAUACCACUUCACCAAGGAGACUUCUACUUGAUGCUUGAUGAUCUCAAUAUGACCCAUCAGCACUGUGUUCUGGCUGGUUAUUCUCCUCGAUUCAGCUCAACUCACAGAGUGGCAGAUUGUUCAAGAGGAACAUUGGAAUACAUAUAUGGACGAUGUGAACUGGCACUCCAGAAUCUACAGACUGAUUCUGAUUCGAAGGCUUUAUCUUUGAAAUCACUGGAAACUGCAGUUGUGAAGCAAGUAGAAGAAAUACAUAAUGAGGUUGAAUUUGAGUGGCUUAGGCAGUUUUGGUUUCAAGGCAAGCGGUAUUUGAAGUGCACUGAUUGGUGGCUUAAGCCUAUGGCUAAACUGGAAGAAUUUUGGAGAAAAAUGGAGAUUAUGACAAGACUGCUACUUUCUGAAGUUGGAAAAAAGGAACAAAUUGAGGAACAAAGGAAUGAAACCAUCAACUGCUUCUUGCUAGUUCUUACUGAGCGACAAAGGCUGCGUAAAGAGUGGACAGCAAGAUGCCAGUCAGAAGCAGCAGAGAGCUUGCCAGAAGACCAGAAACCAGAAUGCCAUCCCUUCUGGACAGAUGAUGAAAGCAGUAUGCCUCUGCCAUACGAUCUGGAAGAAGUAAUUGCUAAUCUACAAAAUCUUCUUCAGUAGGUAGAGUAACAGUCCAAACUGAGGCCCAUCACCUGCAACAUGGCUGGGCUUGCAUCUUCAUUGACAUUCAUCUGUCCUCUUCACCUUAGCCUGGGAGCAUUCACUGGACAAGAGAAGAUCAUUUAUACAAUUGCAAAAAGACUGUACUUAGUAAGGGUACAGAAUUGGCUGAAUGACAAGUCAAACAAAAGCCAACAAAUAACUGAUAAAAUUAUCCCAUUGAAAUGUUGGUGGUUGGGUGUGAGCACUUCACACGUGACAUGAAAACUGUGGUUUAUCUUCUUGCUGCUUUGGAGAUACAUUCAUAAAUCACAUGAUGGAAAAGGACACGCUCUGCUAUGGUUUACAUCCUCUGACGCUCCACUGUUUUACAUGGAGCUUGUCCAUGAUGGAUCAGAAUUUGGUCACAACAGUUUUCUCCUCCCCCUCUGUAUGGUCAAAUACUUGCUUUCAUGCCAGCACAUCUUGGUCUGAUUAGUCCCCUUGAUUAGAGGCUGAAGUAAAAAGUCAGGUGUAUAGGAUUCCCAUUAUCCUUUAUUUCACUGCUUCUAAGAACAGGUCAGAUAGAGUUAUUUCAGUGAAAAUGUGAACAAUCAACUUCUGUUUACCAUUAACCUUCAGUUUUCUUUUCUUAAAAUCAAAUCAGGGCUUGGUAGGCAGUUAUUUUCAUACAUGUCCCUUGAUCAGUGGAACAAUCUGUCAAAAGCCAUUAAAGCCUCUAUUAGGUUGAAUUGUGUUCAAAGCUAAACUAUCCAAUCAUUUAAAGGGCUGUGAUGAUUGUUUUUAAUAUAGCAUACAUUUAUUUCUCUCUCCGAGGAGUAACAUAACUUUGAAACUAAGCAUGUAUGACUAGGGCUUUUUGCUCUCCAGCAUGUCAUGAGAAGCUUGGGUUCUCGUGGAAGAUGAAUGUCUGCAUAAAAAAGGAAGAAACAAAAGCAGUGAAAUCACCUGUAUGUUCUGAGAAGCUUUUCCUCCAUUUUUUCCUACUUCAUUGUAUCCAUCAAGGUAUAAAGUAUAUGGAAGGGGAAGAAAUGUCCCAAGGUCCUUUGCUCAAAAGCUUCCCUGAAACAUUUAGC